AUGUUUGCGUCUCUGCUGCGUCCCAAACGGCAGCGCGAUCAGGUUGAUCAGUCGCCUUUUUCAACGCCUUCUCCAUGGUCGCGUGCCCCGCGCAACAAUCCACGACGCGUCAACAGAUCCGGCGAAAGCAGUGAAGAUGAUGCGCCGGAGCUUCAAGGGAUCGACGAAGAAGACAUGGACGAGGACUGGGAGGGAGAGGAGGAGGAAGACGGCCCACUCGAGUCGACACCUCUCCUGCCCAUGUUCUCUGCGUCGCAUCUGGAUGCUCUGCCCGUUUACAACAUCACUCAUGCUAUCCGUCCUUUGAUUGCCUCCCGCUGCGAAACCACUUUGACAUGGGAUCAACUACGCUCGCCGCAGGUCUCCCAGUUCCUGGUCAAGCCCAUUCUACAGAAAAUCAUGUCCGCCCAGUUCUCACGCGCGACACUCUACGCAUUGAUGGCCAAUUGUCUUCAAUUUGAGAAGGAAAUGCACCUGAGUCCGGGGAAUAGCGGGGCAAAUCAGACACGGGCCAUGGUGAGCGAACUAUUGGCGAUCAAACUGUUGAGGGAAUAUUCGACGCGGGAAUUGAUUGACGCGCUGUCCUACGAGUUCCAUCCCCUUCAGGGUCAGGAUUCUACCACCGCAUUGGCAACAGGUCUUCAGCGAAAACGGGUAGUUGCUGCCCGUGUCUCAUGCUUGGAGGUGGCUAUUCGCGCACAGGCCAAACGAUUCUUGGCCCAUCCAGUCGUGGUGCAGCAAUUGGAAGCUAUUUGGGCUGGAACUGUUGUCUUUCACUCGGCCGCCGACAACCUACAUCGCCGUGCGGAUAGGAAUAUGGACUAUGGGACAUCAAUAGACCGAAAUGGAACCCUCGGAACAGCACCAAGCAAUGGAAUUCUUCGACGCUCAGUGUCCCUCUACAACCCCCGCGACGCGUCUUUAUUCAAAUUGUCAAGAUUGCGGGUGCCACGCUAUCGACAAUUUCUUUCCACGUUGUCCUAUGCAGUGCUCUUAGGGCUGUUUCUAGCAGUGCUGGAACAGCGCAGCCGUAGAAUCACAUCACUCGAGGUUGUGUUUUGGUUCUGGAGUACUGGCUUCAUGCUUGACGAAAUUGUGGGGUUCAAUGAACAGGGAUUCGGUCUCUAUCUAAUGAGCUUUUGGAAUUUGUUCGACUUGGGUAUCCUGCUAUUGCUCUUCGCGUACUAUUGCUUGCGGAUCUACGGUUCAUUCUUGACCUACCCUAGAAGUCAACUCAUCACAGAUCAAGCUUUUGAUGUUCUCGCGGCGACGGCACCCUUGCUGUUCCCUCGAUUAUUUUCCAUCUUGGAUCAUUACCGUUACUUCUCUCAACUGCUUAUUGCAUUUCGAAUCAUGGCAUCUGAUCUCAUUGCAGUCUUUGUUCUCAUUGUCAUUGCUUGCUCCGGCUUUUUUGUCGCAUUCUUAAGCUUUGGUGACAGCAACUCUCCAAAAGUGGUGGCGUAUGGCUUGUUCCAAAUGUUGAUGGGCUUUACGCCUACUGCGUGGGCCAUGUGGGAUGAAUACAAUUUCCUAGGAAAGGCGAUCCUAACGGUCUUCCUAUUCAUUUGUCAUUUCGUCGUCGUCACAAUCUUGAUUACUGUUCUGACGAACUCUUUUAUGAGGAUUGUCCAGAAUGCCAAUCAAGAACAUCAGUUCCUAUUUGCUGUCAACACCAUCUCGAUGGUCAAGUCCGAUGCCUUGUUCUCCUACGUGGCACCGACAAAUGUCAUUGCGUGGCUGGUGACACCGUUCCGAUACCUGAUGCCUUUUCGAGAAUUCAUUCGGCUCAAUCGGACCAUUAUUAAGAUCACCCACCUACCCAUCCUCUUUACAAUCUGCCUCUACGAGAAGACGAUUCUCAGUGCUCAAGUUGUACAGCCAAUUGAUCUGAUCGAGCCGACAGCACCAAAUGUGACUCCGGCUCCUAAGCAAUGGGGCCCUAGUCGAUUCCGUGGUUUUAGCAACAGGGUGUCACGUAUGGUACGAGAACCAUCAGUGGCCACUUAUCAGAAAGAUCAAGCAUUGGAAGAGGUAUUCCGUCGGCCAUACAGUGAUGAUCGAAUUCGAGGUCCACCAAGUACUGUGCACGAACGCCAGACCAACAACGUUAUCAAAGACUGGAUGCAGGAAAUCGGCUCAGGGCCAGCCAACGGUCCCGAUGAGCAGGAUUCUGUCGUUGUGGACCAUCUCGAGAUGAACCCACGACGACCCAAGCUUCCCUUCCGGAGUCAACUUACCACUCGCCCUCGCAAUUUUACGGAAACGACGAGGUCAGUUGCCUCAAAUCCCGAAGAUCGAUUGAGUCGGGUUGCAAGCCCCAUGAUGCGGCCUCGACGCACAAGACCUGGCUCGCCUGGUCACAGACGAGCGCCCUCUCACCAUACGGAUAUGGAGGGAGAUGACGAGUUGACCAGCAAUGAUGGAGAUUCAAAUGAUGGUAAACAGUCGGCCCAAGGAUCCAUUGGCAACACCCUAGAUCCGGCGGAGGCCUCCGAAAAGCCCUCGCCUAAGUUCUACAGCUCCCGUCCAUCUACCGCGAGAAUGAUUUCUCGCCGCAAUAGUCCAACCCGUCGUCCCAGACACAAUCGCAAUGCUUCUGGUGUGACUAUGCUGUACAACCCUGUAGGAUCCCCGAACGAAGAAACCGAAGGCCGGACAACGCCUCCCCGACCUAAUGCGGACUCCUCCGACGAGGAUCGAAUCCCUGUUGUCUCCGCUUCAAUGGACCAGCGCACAAUGAAACGACACAUCCUGGACGUUUCUCGACCUCGGAACUCCCCGCUCGCACUCAAUCAGAUGUCCGUCCCAGAAGUGGAUAGCAUCUACCUAUCUGAUCGACAAACAGUGACACGGCCUCGUCCCUCCCUGCUUUUCGAUCUCGGUUCCGACCUAGGGGACAACAAGGCAGUAGCAGGCGGUUUAGGCGGCUUCCCCGGCGCUGUCCCAUCCAGCUUCCAUACACAGAUGGGCUUCGCUGCAGGCUUGCGUCGCGAUAUUCCAAACCAAACCCAAGACAUGCUCAGCAAGCUAGUUCUGGCUCGCAUGAACAACAUCGAAGAAGGAUUCCGCGAAGUCAUCAAAGAAGUCAAAGACCUUCGCCGCAGCGAAUCCAGUCGGAGUCCUAGCCGACCGGAUGAAGCUCGUGGAGCUACACGUGAGAAGAAGAAGCGCGGGGAUAAGAAGGACUCGAAGAAGCGGAGUCACACUUCGCCUGGAAGUUGGGCUGGCAGUGGUGGAGAACCACCCAAGGGAGAGGGAGCUGGCGAUGAUACAUUCCCAUCUACAUAA
Penicillium canescens is the source of this 3288-nucleotide messenger RNA. RefSeq lists its product as uncharacterized. The record is from RefSeq and is a predicted model, not a curated record. Bases 1 to 3288 code for a protein of 1095 amino acids. The transcript is spliced from 3 exons. Lineage: Eukaryota; Fungi; Ascomycota; Eurotiomycetes; Eurotiales; Aspergillaceae.